Messenger RNA from Acanthochromis polyacanthus (spiny chromis), 1442 nucleotides. Its product is annotated as high choriolytic enzyme 1-like. Gene Ontology annotation, biological process: proteolysis. The record is from RefSeq and is a predicted model, not a curated record. The transcript has 8 exons. Gene Ontology annotation, molecular function: metalloendopeptidase activity; zinc ion binding. NCBI's taxonomy places the organism in Eukaryota, Metazoa, Chordata, Actinopteri, Pomacentridae. The coding region runs from base 1 to 993 and encodes 330 amino acids.
AUGAACACAUCAGACUUCCACUACAACUCUGGGAGCUGUCACCUCCAGAAGUUCUCCGAUGAUACAGCCAUUGUCUGCUGUGUAUCUGAGGGGGACCAGUGGGAGUACAGGACUGUCAUCUUUGUUGACUGGUGUGAGCGAAACCAUCUUCAGCUCUAUGCCAGUAAGAUGAAGGAGAUGGUCAUCGACUUCUGCAGGAGGAAGACACCUCAGACUGUGCUGGUGAACUUCCAGGGUUUGGACAUUGAGAUGGGAGCGACUGCUGAUGGAGAUCAGAGGAAUGAGUCUCUGAGCGUCACCGACAUCAUUGCAAAAGUCAACGAAAACAUACAAUCGCCGCUGCUGCAGGAUGAUAUCAUGACAUCUUCUGACAGGAAUGCAGAUCCAUGCACAGCCACAGGCUGCAAGUGGAGGAAAACCUCCAGCUACGUUUAUGUUCCUGUUGUCAUCUCCUCUUCAUACAGUCAGUCUCAACGUAACACCAUCAUCAGGGCCCUGCUGACCUUCCACAAGUCCACCUGCAUCCGCUUCAUCUGGAGGAAGUCGCAUCGUGACUAUCUCUACUUCUACUCUGGAAAUGGGUGCUGGUCCUACCUGGGCCGUCAGGGUGGAGGACAGAGAGUGUCCCUAAAGAGGAACGGAUGUUUAUCCACAGGAACCAUCCAGCAUGAGGCUCUCCAUGCUCUCGGCUUCCACCACGAACAGGUCCGAUCCGACAGAGACCAAUACAUCCGGAUCCUCUCUGAGAACAUCAUUUCAGGAACAGAACGCAACUUCCGCAAGGUGGUGACCAACAACCUGGAGACUUCCUACGACUUCAACUCUGUCAUGCAUUACAGCAAGUACGCCUUCUCCAAAAACGGCCGGCCCACCAUCAUCGCCAGGUCUGAUCCAAACAAGAGCUUCGGUCGGGCUUUAUCCAUGAACGCCAACGACAUCCGACGUGUCAACAGGCUUUACAGAUGCUGUGAGUACAAAAACAAACAACCCUGAAUGAAAUCAUACUGUAGGAAUGCAUAAGAACACAGUGAACACUUCACACUGCUCAUUGGGUUUGCUUUUCUUUUUCCAAAACCAGAAUCACAACAGCCAGAAAGAGUCAACCUGAAAAUACUUCAACCUUGUUCUGUUGCAGUGGAAGAAAAUCACCUCAGAACAACAGAAAAGCUGCUGCAUUCUCAUUUAGACUGUAUGUGAUUCAGAAAUGUGAAGUUCUGCCUCACUUACAGGUUAGUUUCUGUUGAAUUUGGUGUUAUUUUUGUUUAAAAAUGAUAAGAUAGAUGAAAAUACUGUAUUGACCUGGAAUUACGAUCUGAAAAAAACCCAACAACUUUUAUCAGGAUCUACCUCAAUGAAGGGGCAGAAAUUUGUCUGUUUAGUUCAUAAAACUGCAGCCAGACUUGAAGGUUCAACAUGUUUCUGCAAGGUGUGUUCUUUUGUUA